Messenger RNA from Pipistrellus nathusii (Nathusius's pipistrelle), 1431 nucleotides. The record is from the annotation of a GenBank genome assembly. NCBI's taxonomy places the organism in Eukaryota, Metazoa, Chordata, Mammalia, Chiroptera, Vespertilionidae.
AUGGCGGCGGCGGAGCCCAAGCCCCCGGCGGGCGCGGCCGCGGUCCGGCGCCUGGCCCGGAGCUGCUGGUCCGCCUUCUGGGACUACGAGACGCCCAAGGUGAUCGUGGUACGGAACCGGCAGCUGGGCGUCGUGUACCGCGUGGUGCAGCUGCUCAUCCUGCUCUACUUCGUGUGGUACGUGUUCAUCGUGCAGAAGAGCUACCAGGACCGGGAGACGGGUCCCGAGAGCUCCGUCAUCACCAAGGUCAAGGGCAUCACCUCCUCGGAGCACAAAGUGUGGGACGUGGAGGAGUACGUGAAGCCCCCGGAGGGAGGCAGCGUGUUCAGCAUCAUCACCAGGAUCGAGGCCACCUCCUCCCAGGCACAGGGCACCUGUCCGGAGAGCUCGAGGGUCACCAAUGCCACCUGCCACUCGGACGAAGACUGUAUGGCCGGGGAGCUGGACAUGCUGGGGAACGGUGUCCGGACGGGGCGCUGUGUACCCUAUUACCACGGGGACUCCAAGACCUGCGAGGUGUUUGGCUGGUGCCCAGUGGAAGAUGGGGCCUCCGUCAGCCAGUUUCUUGGCAAGAUGGCCCCCAAUUUCACCAUCCUCAUCAAGAACAGCAUCCACUACCCCAAGUUCCAGUUCUCCAAGGGCAACAUCGAGAUGCGGAAGGAUGGCUACCUGAAGCACUGCCUGUUCGACGAGGCGUCCCACCUGUACUGCCCCAUCUUCCGGCUGGGCUUCAUCGUGGAGCAGGCCGGGGAGAACUUCACCGAGCUGGCCCGCAUGGGGGGUGUCAUUGGGGUCAUCAUCAACUGGGACUGUGACCUGGACCUGCCGGCAUCCAACUGCAACCCCAAGUACUCCUUCCGGAGACUCGAUCCCAAGCACACCCCGGCCUCCUCUGGCUACAACUUCAGGUUUGCCAAGUAUUACAUGAUAAACGGCAGCACCACCCGCACCCUCAUCAAGGCCUAUGGGAUCCGCAUUGACGUCAUCGUGCACGGGCAGGCGGGCAAGUUCAGCCUGAUCCCCACCAUCAUUAACCUGGCCACGGCGCUGACCUCCAUUGGGGUGGGCUCCUUCUUGUGCGACUGGAUCUUGCUAACGUUCAUGAACAAAAACAAAGUCUACAGCCACAAGAAAUUCGACAAGGUGUGUACGCCACAGCAUUCCCCGGGUAGCUGGCCUGUGACCCUGGCCCUUGUUCUGGGCCAGGCCCCUCCGCCCCCCUGUACCUGCUCCACAGACCCGGGCAGACCACAGGAUGAGGGGCAGAGCCAGGCCCAGGCUGUCCCACCAUCACGGCUUGGCCCCACCUCUGCCCCAUCUGAGCAGAUGGUGGACACUCCUGAUCGGGGUGCAGGACCAGGGCCCGGGGCCUCAGCGCCUCCCCAGCAGGACUCCACGCUCACAGACCCCCGAGGUUUAGCCCAGCUCUAA